GCCGCCGCCUCAAGGUGGCCUACGCGAUCUUCGUCACAGACCUGCAGAGCCGCGACUGGCAAGACGCGAUGGCCAUCAUGGCGCACGGCCUGCAGAAGGUCAAGGCCAAGAGCAGGCACGACGCGACCGCGCUGGUCCUGGCCCCCGAGAGGUUGCCCGACGAGGCGAAGGAGAUGCUCCUGUCCUUCGGCUUCGACAACGUCGAGAGGAG
Molecule: messenger RNA, 211 nt
Organism: Prorocentrum cordatum
Lineage: Eukaryota; Dinophyceae; Prorocentrales; Prorocentraceae
Source: the annotation of a GenBank genome assembly